AUGAGCGAGAAAACCCGUUUGAAGUGUACGGUUUACGUUGGCGGGCUCGACCAAGCCGUGUCCGUUCAAACCUUGGCCGAGGCGUUUGUACCCUUCGGAGAGGUUGUUGAUAUUACGCUGCCGAAACCCGACCUGCCCAACUCUAAUGACAACCAUCGAGGCUUUGGAUAUGUGGAGUUUGAUCUACCUGAAGAUGCGAAAGAGGCGAUCGACAACAUGGACGGAAGCGAGCUAUACGGACGUACGAUAAAGGUUGCCCCCGCAAAACCGCAAAAGGACGCCAAUGAAGGCCUCGGAAGCAAGACGGCGAUCUGGGAACAGGAGGGUUACUUGUCCAAAUACGCCGUGAGCGAAGAAGAUAAGCUGGCGGCCGGGGAGCCGAGCAUGGAAGAUGGCGAGCCUUCGCAAGACCCAAUGCGCCGGCUGGAAGAGUUAGACGUUGCAGGGCCGAAGCCUGAAUGA
Aspergillus mulundensis is the source of this 462-nucleotide messenger RNA. Its product is annotated as RNA-binding protein. The transcript is spliced from 2 exons. Gene Ontology annotation, molecular function: RNA binding. The record is from RefSeq and is a predicted model, not a curated record. NCBI's taxonomy places the organism in Eukaryota, Fungi, Ascomycota, Eurotiomycetes, Eurotiales, Aspergillaceae. The coding region runs from base 1 to 462 and encodes 153 amino acids.